Molecule: messenger RNA, 849 nt
Organism: Phalaenopsis equestris
Lineage: Eukaryota; Viridiplantae; Streptophyta; Magnoliopsida; Asparagales; Orchidaceae
Product: RING-H2 finger protein ATL16-like
Exons: 2
Biological process (GO): protein ubiquitination
Molecular function (GO): transferase activity
Source: RefSeq, a predicted model, not a curated record
AUGAUUCGUGAACUGGUCGACCUGCUAAAGGGGGACCUUCAGCUAGCUGGACUAUUGAAGAAAGUCGGCGAGAAUAAUCUGCCAAGCCAUAGAUCACCUCGCAUCGCAGCAUCUCCAUCAUCCACCGUCCAUUCCAGUUCCCUUCACAUUUCCGACCUCCCCUGUAAUCAAUCACCUUACAUCGAUCAUAAGAAUUUCUCCUUUUUCCCUCUUGCGGCCAUAGAUCACCUCCCCGCCGGAGGUAACUUGCGCCACCCUUCUUGGAACAUGAGCUUUUCAAUCUCUGUAGUCGCCAUAGCAGGAAUUCUCUUUACUGCCGCAUUCCUCUUCACCUACUCUGUUUUAGUCUUCAAAUGCUGCCUCAAACGGCGUACCCCCGACAUCCUCAUCCAUUUUUUCUCCACCGCCCGCGGAGACAUCUCACAGGCUUCCACCACAUCCGAGCCCACCGGUCUCGACUCCGCAGCCAUCCGCUCCAUUCCCACCUUCUGCUACACUUCCAUUCAAUCCUCUGCCGCCGCGGAAUGUGCAGUGUGCUUAUCAGAUUUCCGCUCCGGCGAGCACCUCCGCCUCCUACCAGAGUGCUGUCACGCCUUCCACAUCGACUGCAUCGACGCGUGGCUCCAGACUAAAACCAGCUGCCCUAUAUGCCGAUCUCACAUCACGAAUCCGUGUCCUCCUCCGACGGAUAACCGUAUCGUUCCGAAUCAAAGCGUGGUUGUUGAGGUGAGAGAGGAGGGGAUAAGGAAUCAGAGGAGGAGGUUAGGGCAGGCGGUGAGUAUGGGAAAUGAGUUCAUUGAGGUUAGGACAGAAAAAGAUGAGGUUUUUGCGGUUCAGUCGUUGAGAAGG